Molecule: messenger RNA, 1044 nt
Organism: Henningerozyma blattae CBS 6284
Lineage: Eukaryota; Fungi; Ascomycota; Saccharomycetes; Saccharomycetales; Saccharomycetaceae
Gene: ATG3
Product: Atg3p
Exons: 1
Coding region: 1-1044 (347 amino acids)
Biological process (GO): autophagosome assembly; nucleophagy; autophagy of mitochondrion
Cellular component (GO): cytosol; cytoplasmic ubiquitin ligase complex
Molecular function (GO): Atg8-family ligase activity
Source: RefSeq, a predicted model, not a curated record
AUGAUUAGAUCUAAAUUAAGUAGUUGGAGAGAAUAUUGGACUCCGGUUACUAAUACAUCGACUUUCCAAACUACUGGCCAGAUCACUCCAAACGAGUUUGUUAAAGCUGGUGAUUAUUUAACAAGCAUGUUUCCAACAUGGUACUGGAAUAAGGCUACUAACGAUGUCAGCUUUAGAGAUUUCCUACCAAAGGAUAGGCAAUUCCUAGUAAGUAGGAAGGUUGUUUGCAAUAAGAGAGCACCAGACAGCGCUAAUAACACUACCGAUGGAUUAACAAGGGAAAUUAUUAUAGAUAGUGAAAUAAAUGAUGGCAAGUCUGAUGAGGAUGGCUGGUUAUUGGAAGAAACAAUAUCUAAGAAACCAGAAGGAACAGAUUCGCAAUCCAACGCUAAAAUAGAUCAAUCCAAUGAAAAGAAUCUUCACUCGAAUUCUGUAAAUGCAGCUCCAUUGGAUAUCGACGAAAUGAUGAAAGGCAUGGCAUUAGAGGAUGGAGAAGAAGAUGAUAUAGUAGAGGUACCAGUAGACUCAUCAAGAAGAUAUUAUGAUUUAUACAUUACUUACUCAACUUCUUACAGAACCCCUAAAAUGUAUAUUGUUGGAUUUAAUAAUGAUGGUUCACCAUUGACACCAGAUCAAAUGUUUGAAGAUAUUUCACCUGAUUACAGAACUAAAACUGCCACCAUUGAAAAAUUACCUUUCUUAAAGAAGAGUAUUCCAUCUGUUUCAAUCCACCCUUGUAAACAUGCGAAUGUUAUGAAGAUUUUAUUCGAUAGAAUACGGUUAGCUAGACAAAAUAGAAGAAAACAAGAAGAAGAAAAUGCCAAAGCAACACCUACUGACUUGACUACUACCGAUGUAACAACAACUACUCCAAGCCAUGCAACAACAUUACCUGAAGAGAAUUCCAAGGAAGAUGGCUGGGAAGAUUUACAAGAUGAUAUUAAUGAUUCAUUAAGGGUAGACCAGUAUCUAAUUGUAUUUUUAAAAUUUAUUACUAGUGUUACUCCCAGCAUCGAGCAUGAUUAUACGAUGGAAGGUUGGUAA